GCAGUGGCGGCGGCGGGGCAGGCGAGGCAGCCGAGGCGAGUGAAGAUGGCGGCGGAGCGAAGCCGCUCCCCGAUGGGCUCGCCGGUGCCGGCCUGUAUGUUUGCGCCGGAACCCAGUCCCCCGGGCACAGCCCGCGCCGCGGCCGCCGCCGCCCGCCUCCACACGGGCUUCGACUCCGAUUGCAGCGAGGACGGUGAGGCGCUCAACGGCGAGCCCGAGCUGGACCUCACCAGCAAGCUGGUGCUAGUAAGCCCAACCUCAGAGCAGUAUGACAGCCUCCUCCGGCAGAUGUGGGAGAGGAUGGACGAGGGCUGCGGAGAGACCAUCUAUGUCGUUGGGCAGGGAUCAGACGGGACCGAGUAUGGGCUGAGUGAAGCCGACAUGGAGGCUUCAUAUGCUACCGUGAAGAGCAUGGCCGAGCAGAUGGAGGCGGAUGUUAUCCUCCUCCGAGAGCACCAGGAGGCCGGCGGCCGAGUGCGUGACUACCUUGUCCGCAAGCGGGUUGGAGACAAUGACUUCCUGGAGGUCAGGGUCGCCGUGGUGGGCAAUGUGGACGCAGGGAAGAGCACGCUGCUGGGCGUCCUGACGCACGGGGAGCUGGACAACGGCCGUGGCUUCGCUCGGCAGAAGCUCUUCCGCCACAAGCACGAGAUGGAGUCUGGCCGCACCAGCAGUGUGGGUAACGACAUCCUGGGCUUCGACAGCGAGGGCAACGUGGUGAACAAGCCCGACAGCCACGGGGGCAGCCUCGAGUGGACCAAGAUCUGCGAGAAGUCCACCAAGGUCAUCACGUUCAUAGACUUGGCCGGCCACGAGAAGUAUCUGAAGACGACUGUUUUUGGCAUGACCGGCCACCUGCCUGACUUCUGCAUGCUCAUGGUGGGCAGCAAUGCUGGGAUUGUGGGCAUGACCAAGGAGCACCUGGGCUUGGCACUGGCACUCAAUGUUCCUGUCUUUGUCGUGGUCACCAAGAUUGACAUGUGUCCGGCCAACAUCCUGCAAGAGACCCUGAAGCUGCUACAGCGCCUGCUGAAGUCUCCCGGCUGCCGCAAGAUCCCCGUCCUGGUGCAGAGCAAGGAUGAUGUGAUUGUGACCGCGUCCAACUUCAGCUCAGAGAGGAUGUGCCCCAUAUUCCAGAUCUCCAAUGUUACAGGAGAGAAUUUAGACCUGCUCAAGAUGUUUCUGAACCUGCUGUCCCCACGCACCAGUUACCGGGAGGACGAGCCCGCUGAGUUCCAGAUUGAUGAUACAUACUCUGUGCCGGGAGUGGGGACGGUGGUGUCAGGAACCACGCUGAGGGGCCUGAUCAAGCUGAAUGACACAUUGCUGCUGGGCCCCGACCCCCUGGGGAACUUCCUGUCCAUCGCAGUGAAGUCCAUCCACCGCAAGAGGAUGCCUGUCAAGGAGGUUCGAGGAGGCCAGACAGCCUCUUUUGCUCUGAAGAAGAUUAAGCGCUCCUCUAUACGGAAAGGCAUGGUCAUGGUGUCUCCACGUCUGAAUCCCCAAGCUUCCUGGGAGUUUGAGGCAGAGAUCCUGGUCCUCCAUCACCCCACGACGAUCAGCCCACGAUACCAGGCAAUGGUGCAUUGUGGGAGCAUCCGGCAGACUGCCACCAUUUUGAGCAUGGACAAAGACUGUCUGCGUACCGGGGACAAGGCCACCGUUCACUUUCGCUUCAUCAAGACACCCGAGUAUCUGCACAUAGACCAGAGGCUGGUGUUCCGAGAAGGCCGCACCAAAGCUGUGGGCACCAUCACCAAGCUCCUCCAGACCACCAACAACUCCCCGAUGAAUGCCAAACCCCAGCAGAUCAAGAUGCAGUCGACAAAAAAGGGGCCCCUGACUAAACGAGACGAUGGGGGCCCGCCUAGUGGGCUGGCAGCAGGGGGACCUCCUGGAGAGGAAGCUCCCUUGCCAGGGGCUACCCAGCCCACGCCCUCCAGUGUCCUCCAGCCACAGGCUGCCCAGGAUGAAGAGCCCCCUGGUCGUGAGGGCACCAAGCCCAAGCCCAGCAGUGGGGGCCGUCGACGGGGUGGCCAGCGGCACAAAGUGAAGUCCCAGGGGGCCUGCGUGAUGCCGGCCAGUGGCUGCUGAGCCCCUCCUGCCUCCAUGACUUGGCCUCCCCCAGGAUCCUUCUGUCCACCUCCGUGCCCUCUCUGGCCCAUGCCCCCUCUGCCCCUCCCUUUCCCCACAUUUCCCCUGGGAUUGUAAUUUAUAAGCUCAAGAAGGGGCCAGAGGAGGGUGGGACCAACCAGCCCCCACGUUCCUCCUGGGCCUUCUGCCUUCCCUUUCCCUGACACAUUUUUGUACAUCUUGGGCCCUUAGUUUUUAU
This is a messenger RNA of Trichosurus vulpecula (common brushtail), 2332 nucleotides long. RefSeq names its product GTP binding protein 1 (gene GTPBP1). The record is from RefSeq and is a predicted model, not a curated record. Gene Ontology annotation, biological process: translational elongation. The coding region runs from base 46 to 2094 and encodes 682 amino acids. Gene Ontology annotation, molecular function: GTP binding; translation elongation factor activity; GTPase activity. The transcript is spliced from 13 exons. NCBI's taxonomy places the organism in Eukaryota, Metazoa, Chordata, Mammalia, Diprotodontia, Phalangeridae.